This is a messenger RNA of Sorex fumeus (smoky shrew), 4894 nucleotides long. It is a transcript of the gene MIB1, whose product is annotated as MIB E3 ubiquitin protein ligase 1. Bases 760 to 3780 code for a protein of 1006 amino acids. NCBI's taxonomy places the organism in Eukaryota, Metazoa, Chordata, Mammalia, Eulipotyphla, Soricidae. Gene Ontology annotation, biological process: protein ubiquitination. The record is from RefSeq and is a predicted model, not a curated record. The transcript is spliced from 21 exons. Gene Ontology annotation, cellular component: cytoplasm. Gene Ontology annotation, molecular function: ubiquitin-protein transferase activity; protein binding; zinc ion binding.
CGCCCCGGAGAGACGCUUGGGGGUCGAUUUUCUUCUUUCUUCCCCCAGUCGCGCCACUCUCCAAAGCCCUGAGCACCCUAGUGUGGCCGCUGGGCCCCGCACCGGCGCUCCCGGAAGGCGCUGCUCGGGCCUGGGUGCGUCGGGACCCGGAUGUGGAGCCGCUCGCGGCCGGCGGGGACUCUGUGGCAGGGCGGAGCGCGGCGGCGUGCGCGGGGGCAGAGAGAAGGGGGCCCGUGGGCCCGGGCGCUCGCCGGACGCCGGGAGGUACCGCAGGCGCCCCCGGGGGAGGAGGCGGCGCCCGCCCCCGGGUCGGGGGAGAAGAAAGGCCGGCAGUUUAGCUUGCUCCCCGCCGCCCCCGCCGGGCUACCCUCCCCCGGCCCCCGGCGUCCCCCGCGCUCCCGGCCGGGGGAGAGCGUGGUUUCCUGGCGGCCGUCGCUGUAGCCUGGCCGCGGAGCCCGGAGGAAGCGGGGGAGUCCCCGCCCACGGCCCCCUCCGCUCUGCCCGCCCGCCGCCGCCCCGGAGCCCCCGCGGCCCGGCCUCCCGCCCGAGCAGGGGGCGCGCCGGCGGCGGCGGCGGCUGGGCAGCGGCGGGGCGCUGGGCGCGGAGCGCGCCGCCGGCCCCGUGAGUUACUCCCACGUCCCCCGGGGCUCGCUGCCGCCCCCGCCGGCGCCGAGAGUCCGGACGGGGCCCAACGCCCUCCCGGGCCCCCCGGCGGCGGCAGCGGCGGCGGCGGCGGCGGAACCCCCCGCCCGGGCCCCGAUGAGUAACUCCCGGAAUAACCGGGUGAUGGUGGAAGGGGUCGGGGCCCGGGUAGUGCGCGGCCCGGAUUGGAAGUGGGGCAAGCAGGACGGCGGCGAGGGCCAUGUGGGCACGGUGCGGAGCUUCGAGAGCCUCGAGGAGGUGGUGGUGGUGUGGGACAACGGCACGGCCGCCAACUACCGCUGCUCCGGGGCCUACGACCUGCGCAUCCUGGACAGCGCGCCCACCGGCAUUAAACAUGAUGGAACCAUGUGUGAUACCUGUCGCCAGCAACCAAUCAUUGGCAUUCGAUGGAAAUGUGCAGAGUGUACAAAUUAUGAUUUGUGCACAGUUUGUUAUCAUGGAGAUAAACAUCACUUAAGGCAUCGCUUUUACCGUAUUACUACACCAGGAAGUGAACGGGUUCUGUUAGAGUCUCGUAGAAAAUCUAAGAAGAUUACAGCAAGAGGGAUCUUUGCGGGUGCCAGAGUGGUUCGCGGUGUAGACUGGCAGUGGGAAGAUCAGGAUGGAGGAAAUGGGCGUAGGGGAAAGGUAACAGAAAUACAAGACUGGAGUGCAUCAAGCCCACAUAGUGCAGCAUAUGUUCUCUGGGAUAAUGGUGCGAAGAACCUUUACAGAGUUGGCUUUGAGGGGAUGUCUGAUUUGAAGUGUGUCCAGGAUGCCAAAGGAGGUUCCUUUUACAGAGAUCAUUGCCCUGUACUAGGUGAGCAGAAUGGCAACAGGAAUCCUGGUGGAUUGCAGAUCGGUGACCUGGUAAAUAUAGAUCUUGACCUAGAAAUUGUACAGUCUUUGCAGCAUGGUCAUGGAGGAUGGACUGAUGGCAUGUUUGAGACUUUAACUACAACUGGAACUGUUUGUGGAAUUGAUGAAGAUCAUGACAUUGUUGUACAGUAUCCAAGCGGCAAUAGGUGGACCUUUAAUCCUGCUGUUCUUACUAAAGCAAAUAUUGUCCGAAGUGGGGAUGCUGCUCAAGGUGCAGAAGGAGGUACCUCACAAUUUCAAGUGGGUGAUCUUGUCCAAGUGUGUUAUGAUCUGGAAAGAAUUAAACUUCUGCAAAGAGGACAUGGAGAAUGGGCUGAAGCUAUGCUCCCAACUUUAGGUAAAGUUGGCCGAGUGCAACAAAUUUAUUCUGACAGUGAUUUAAAGGUGGAAGUUUGUGGAACGUCUUGGACAUACAAUCCAGCAGCAGUAUCCAAGGUGGCAUCUGCAGGAUCAGCCAUUAGUAAUGCAUCUGGUGAAAGACUCUCCCAACUCUUGAAGAAAUUAUUUGAAACCCAAGAAUCUGGUGAUCUCAAUGAAGAAUUAGUUAAGGCAGCUGCCAAUGGAGAUGUUGCUAAAGUGGAAGAUUUGCUAAAAAGACCAGAUGUGGAUGUAAAUGGACAAUGUGCUGGUCAUACUGCUAUGCAAGCUGCUAGUCAGAAUGGACAUGUUGACAUUUUGAAGUUACUUUUGAAGCAAAAUGUUGAUGUAGAAGCAGAGGAUAAAGAUGGAGAUAGAGCUGUCCAUCACGCAGCUUUUGGAGAUGAAGGUGCGGUUAUAGAAGUACUCCAUCGAGGCUGUGCUGAUUUGAAUGCUCGCAACAAGAGAAGACAGACACCACUUCAUAUUGCUGUUAAUAAAGGUCAUCUUCAAGUUGUAAAGACCUUAUUGGACUUUGACUGUCAUCCCAGUCUUCAGGAUUCUGAAGGUGAUACCCCUCUUCAUGAUGCAAUAAGUAAGAAACGUGAUGAUAUCUUGGCAGUUCUUCUGGAAGCUGGAGCAGAUGUUACUAUUACAAACAAUAAUGGAUUUAAUGCUCUACAUCAUGCUGCACUGAGAGGGAAUCCCAGUGCAAUGCGUGUUUUACUCUCUAAACUACCAAGACCAUGGAUUGUGGAUGAGAAGAAAGAUGAUGGUUAUACUGCCUUGCAUCUGGCUGCCCUUAAUAAUCAUGUUGAAGUGGCUGAAUUAUUGGUACAUCAGGGUAAUGCAAACCUGGAUAUCCAGAAUGUGAACCAACAAACUGCUUUACAUCUUGCUGUUGAAAGGCAGCACACCCAGAUUGUGCGGCUUUUGGUUCGUGCAGGUGCCAAAUUAGAUAUUCAGGAUAAGGAUGGAGAUACUCCUUUGCAUGAAGCUCUGAGGCAUCAUACAUUGUCUCAGUUGCGUCAGUUGCAAGAUAUGCAGGAUGUGGGGAAGGUAGAUGCCACCUGGGAGCCAUCCAAAAAUACAUUAAUAAUGGGACUUGGUACCCAGGGGGCAGAGAAGAAGAGUGCAGCAUCUAUUGCCUGCUUUUUGGCUGCCAAUGGUGCUGACCUGAGCAUUCGAAAUAAGAAGGGCCAGUCACCGCUUGAUCUUUGUCCUGAUCCAAGUCUCUGCAAAGCAUUGGCAAAGUGUCAUAAAGAAAAAGUCAGUGGUCAGGUGGGUUCUCGAAGUCCGUCUAUGAUUAGUAAUGAUACUGAAACCUUGGAAGAGUGUAUGGUGUGUUCAGAUAUGAAGAGGGAUACUCUUUUUGGCCCAUGUGGACAUAUUGCUACCUGCUCUUUGUGUUCUCCACGAGUCAAGAAAUGCCUGAUCUGUAAAGAACAAGUUCAGUCCAGGACCAAGAUCGAAGAAUGUGUGGUAUGCUCUGACAAGAAAGCAGCUGUUCUUUUUCAACCUUGUGGACACAUGUGUGCUUGUGAGAACUGUGCUAGCCUGAUGAAAAAGUGUGUGCAGUGUCGCGCAGUUGUUGAACGGAGAGUGCCUUUCAUUAUGUGUUGUGGAGGGAAAAGUUCAGAAGAUCCUGGUGAUGAUAUCUCAAGUGGGAAUAUUCCAGUAUUACAAAAGGACAAGGAUAAUACCAAUGUCAAUGCAGAUGUGCAGAAGUUGCAACAACAGCUACAGGACAUUAAAGAACAGACAAUGUGCCCUGUGUGUUUGGAUCGUCUGAAGAAUAUGAUUUUCCUCUGUGGCCAUGGAACGUGUCAGCUCUGUGGAGACCGAAUGAGUGAAUGUCCUAUUUGUCGCAAGGCUAUUGAACGAAGGAUUCUUUUGUAUUAGCUAAGAAACUCAUUUGUGUUUUGUUAGCUGAAGUAUUUGCUUAUGAACUCUUUGUAAACUUUUAAGUUAGUUGGAGAGCUAAUGAAUUAAUCUUUUUGUAUUAGUUUCUUUUAGACCGUAAAUAUACCAGAACAAAAAAACCUUCAUGAAACAGUAUUCUAAAGUCAUGUUUUUUUAUUUGAUGCAUCAAAUUUGUGAAAUUCAUUUACUUUUGGCUUCUAAGGCAGAAAAUGUUUAAGGAUCUCCUGGGUUCUUUUUGUUUUUAAUUGUGUGUGUGUUUGUGUUUUUAAUAGUUUAUAUAUUUGUAGAUUUCAAAGGGUGCACUUCUUUGAACGCUGUUUUUCGAUUAUGAUUUUACAUAGUUGAAAAGUCAUGCAUCAAAUGAAAGGGGCAAGUCAAACCAUUAUGCCACAUAUUAAAUGAUGAAAUUAGAGCAAAAGUUCUACAUAGCUAAGAGAAUAUUGAAGAGAGAUUUCUCUUUAUAACAUUAAAUGUUAAAUAUCCAAAUGAUUGUUUUCCGAAAUCUUAGAAUAAAUGAAAGCAUAGAUUCAGAGAAUAAUGACUUUGCAUUUAACUUAUUUUCUAGAUUUAAAAAGAAAAUAGUUUGAACUGAACAAAUUCCCAGUUUAAAAUGAUUAAUAGGCAUGAGAAAUCAGUUCAGAGUAGAAUACUUAUUAAUUGGUCAUUAACAGUUGCCAUUUUUAGAUUAAUUUUUAUACUGUUUUGUGUAGCCUGUCUUUAAAAAAUGUGGAUGAAAAUGUACCUCAGUUUCCCCACAUGGUUAUUCUGGCUUGAUCUGACCAGUUAAAUGAUACUGUUCCAUUUAGCCUCUGAUGGCCUCUAAUAUCUCAGUCUAAGCCUCUGAUCUUCAAGUUUUCUUAUGUCCCUUGUGAGCUGAAAAAAGAUAACGCGUUAUUCAAAACAAAAUUUUCUUGUUCAUUCUGAUAAUGUUGCUGAUUCCUGAUCCUGCUUUCAUUCAUAGGCCUUACUUCUUUCUAUUCUUGCUCAGAUAGUGGUGAAAAAAUCUUCUUUAUACCUAAAAGAAGUUUUAAAACGAAUAAUAUUCAGAACAUGAAAAAUAACCCUAGUAAUAAAUAUGUUAGAAGUGCCCAGA